Molecule: messenger RNA, 4083 nt
Organism: Spirometra erinaceieuropaei
Lineage: Eukaryota; Metazoa; Platyhelminthes; Cestoda; Diphyllobothriidea; Diphyllobothriidae
Source: the annotation of a GenBank genome assembly
AUGAAAUGUCGCUCACCAAGCUUCGUUUUAGUUGGACAGAAGUCCGAUCUGUCGGCAGCGCGAGAGGUCUGUUUACUUGUUCUUACCAUUUUAACUCUCUGUGAAUAUAUUCACUUACUCUUACUGGAUGAUUCUUUAUUAUUAACAAUUUACCCCGUGCGAAUAUUCAUGUAAUAUAAAUCGAGUAUUCCUCAUAUGGGCAGUUGUUCACUGUUCUGCAAAUCUAUUUCUUAGUCAAACGCAGUCUGUAUCCAAGGGAAUCAGUCAUUAUAUUCAGAGGUAUCCCUAAGGGAAGUCCUCUAAGGCUUGUGCAAGACCUAAUCGCACAUUUCCCUUUGACACUAUUCAGGUGCCUGCAUUAGAAGCGGAGUGUCUAGCCCAGAGGCUCGGGGACUAUCAAUACGUUGAAACCUCUGCUUUGACCGGUGCCAAUGUCGAACAGGUUUUCCUUCUUCUUGCAGAAUCUGUUUACUCGAAGAUGAAAGCAGGGAUAUACACUGAGGUAACAUGAGAGUUAUUACCUGCACUCUUGCACCAUGUCCCUUCUUUCGUUUCUGCUGUUUUGCUGGGCGAAAGUUUUUAUUUCCCGAUUCCAUACUAGCGUUGCUAUCAGUUUUCUGUACCCUUGUCCAUCCGCCUGAAUCAUAACAUCUACCUUGCUGUCAUUGUAUGGAAUCUCGCCAAGCGUCCAGUUGUUGGAAGAGACGAUUUUGAUCUUCCUCAUCUUCGGCCACUGUUCCUGGCAAUUUUCGCAUAAUAAUCUUAUUUUACAUCAGUAUAGUAUAUUUUGUGAUGGGGCUCACCGAACCCAAACGAAAUGAUGUAGAGAACUAAUUAUGCAUCCGGCAUAUGCAACUUCAUUAAAGAUUCACUUUAUUGACUCCGCACCACUUUCGUUACUCAGUCCCGCAUACUACUGUUUACAACGUCUUAAUCAAUCGUGAUCCUACGACAGACUUAUUCUUGAUGGUGAUAGCAACAUCUUAGGCAUCCUGAAAGCGUUCUAGCUUGUAGCAUUGCGUUUUACUGCUUUUAUGCAGGAAGAAAAUUCGAAGAUUUUAACUUCGAGGGGUCUCUUAUAUCUGUACGUCAAGGGGUCUUGUUAAUUGAAAGUUCCUGACUAACUACAGUGCAUUGUGUACAAAAUAUCAUGUGGUGUUAAGCGACCAACGACCUGAGAACGGUGUCCUACUACUUAGACGUUAAGGGACACUGCUGCUUGAACUGUGUAAGGUAAAUACGUCACAAUAGGUGAUAAACAGAGUGGGAAAGCAGUAAGACAUGUAAAGGGACAUUGUAAUCGAGAGAGUAGGGCACCAACUAUUGCAGAGAAGGCUAGAACAAAUCAGAAACGAUAAGUGCUGAGCAGCACAUGUCAUCAAACUGACAUACAGUAGGACACUUCUAGGAUUUUUGAGUCCGAAGACAGAAGGAAAAGGACUUGCCACAAGGGCAGUGCGAGGCUGGUCAUGUGACCUAGCCGCUGUAUAAUUGUAGUUUCCCUGUGCCACUUGCCACGGCCAUGCAUUCUACGUCGGGACGGGCUGUUCCCGCGCAUUCGGUGAUCUCAGAUGUUGAAUCGGGAUCUGCAGGAUGAUCCAUUCGCAACAGGCACUUUUCGAUACAGCUAUCAGAUGCCUUGUUUUUUCCUGUUGAUGACCACAAUAGUAUUCGUUUAACCGAUCGAGUUGUCGGCUGUCUUACAGCACUUCCAGCGUGCUUGUAUUCACAGUUAUUUGCAAGCCCAUAAGCGAAGGCAAGAUAUAACUGGUGGUCCUUGUAGAGCUCACAAAUGCGACCUCAGAGGUGGCGCAUUCCCCUUUAUCUCUUUCGAGUUGGAGGUGAACGCUGCCUGGUUUUUAUGAACCAAUCAUUUCUUUGAUUUUCCAUGUGAGUGGUGAUACUUUUCAAGGAGUUUCUCCGCCUACCCUUUGCUAUGUGAGUUACCUUGAAUAAUUUUAUCGUCAUCCAUUCUAUCAGCAAAAUGUCAACAGCGUUACUAAACAGGUACAAAUUUAAGUCAAUUUUUAUUUUUAUUCGACCGAAGCUCCUGAAAUACUGCCACAGUCCAUUCACACUGGGCGUCUGAUGAACAGACUACUUGAUUCGUGUCGCUUCCCCGUGCACGAUAAUAUCCAAGCAAGCCAGCUCUUUGUUUCUUUUGUGUUCAGUCGUGAGCGUGAUCUCCGGGUAUGACUUGUUCAUAGUAUCAACCAACAUUUCGCCUUAUCUCGGGUCAUUUAAUACAGUAAAUAUCUCAGAUACCCAUCUAUAAAUCAGGUUUUUCCAUGCUUCCUCAUUGUUCUUCCCCAAGAGGUGAAAAUAUCCUCCAGAACUGGGCUACCAACCUGCCGGUACAGCUGUUCAUUGAAAAGUUCUAUCAUGCUCUUGAUGCACAGUGUCAGUAGCUUACGCACUCUUUGCUUUUAUGCAGGUUUGAAAUGCGUACUCUUAAAUACCGACGUCUUGCUCCAGUUAAAUUGCCUUAUUACGUGCACUUGCUCGUACUUGGUAAAGCUAUGAUCAUGCCUGAUCUAGCCGUGGACGUCGCGGAUUGUACACGUCUAUGCCUAACGAUCGUGGGCAGCGGGUCUGGACGGUUUGAUCCAUUCUCUCGUUUAGUGGCGGUGACUGAAUAUUGAAGGUUUAAGAGCGAAUUCCAUGUCUUUAUGAACUGUGCCGAGCCAGAUUUUGAGUUGAUGGUCCCCUCCAGUUGAACUGUCUCAGCACGCCCAUGAGAAUCAUGUACUGCUUUCAUGGGCUAAUGCCCUUCAUCCUGUCGGUGGAAUCAUGUCUCUCGCGCUGUGUGCUACUUAGUUGCGACAGAUCAGGUCUGUUUGGCUAGAUAGUCGUUAUGCCGGUUUAUGAAGAGGAGGAUUGAUCAUUGGGAAAUGUGGUUGUCGUGGAAAAAUACUCUUAUUGUCAUGCUGGGGCCUGAUGACAUCUAAUCUAUCCGGGUUGCCUUUGAGUCCGUCUAAAGCCCUCUCAGGCGGUUGAUAGUGCGUAGUAAAAAGAUACAACGAAUAGGGCUGGUCGACUUUCAGUCGUCAUUUGUUCAUACGCUAGCUUGACUCAACGAUAGAACAUUUAUCCAAUUGUGCUUAGACCUGUAGCUUGCGUUUCACCGGCCUGUUGACAUUUAUAGGGUGUUUAAUUACAAAUUAUAUUCAAGCCGGAAAGGACUUAUGCUCCAGCCCCCCUUGCCUUUGUUGAUGAUACUUCUUCAAUGGGUUAUUAACUUUCUGUGACGUGCUGUAAGCCUCCAAGUGGUAAAAAAAGCAAAACAUGCCCAGUAAUCUUCCCUUCCUGGUGUUGGUGUAUGUUCGAUGGUCCCGUUAUAAUGCCAGUGCCUCAAACCAUAUCAAGCACCAAAUUGUGAAAGAUCUUAUCGGGCUCAGUAUUCAUCUACUCAUGUGCGAGUUGGCGUUCUUUGCCAACAUAAGCCUCAGGCUCUAUGAAGUCCGAGCCAAACUCAAUUUGACAUCGUCACUGGACCUUUUCCACUCUUCUACCUGCCUGCCUCUAACAAUCUUCCGCCGUCAAUUUUAUCCUAUUCACACUUCUUUAAAAGUAACAUAUGGGUGUAUGCUGGCCAGAAGGGGUUACCUCGCCAAUUAUUUCGUCGAAUUCUGCUUCCUCUCUGUAUGUUCCGUCAAGGUUUCGUCCAAGACCUUCUGUUCCAUGCCUAGUCCUCUUACCUAAAUCGCUUCGAACUCUUAAUUUUUAAAUCACUCUGAUCCAUUUCUGGUGUCGCCGAAAGAUAUUGGGUGCAUAGGCGUAUGGCUGGCUGUCGGUACUUGAUAGUCCCGAAAUGAAGUUCCACGCUCUUAGGAGCUUGAUACAGGUUUGGUUUUCAAUUCGACAUCUGGCGAAUACUCAUCCUACUGGACAGCGCUAAACGCUGGUGGUUUGCUGCAACUUACUGGCCAACAUCAUGAGUCUGUUUUGCAGCCCACCUUUGUUGGUGACCGCCAGCUGUAAAAUGGCUCGUUUCUUCCCGAGGAUGUCUUUUCACUGACUUUGAGGCAGCAUCUGCUACGGCGACUCAGAGUUGUUUUUUAAUGUCUAUAAAGAGCAUGAACG